AUGAUAAUAAUAUUCCUCGCUGCAAGAAUGUCACAAUUAAAUAAUGUUCUUUCUCGGAUCGGUGAAUUUGGACCAUUUCAGCAACGUGUCUACUUAGUACUCAGUAUUGUUACUGUUUUGCGAUGCUGUCAGAUGUUUCUUCUGGUCUACGUCGCCGAUAAACCACCUUGGAAAUGCGUUUCACGAAAUGCAGGUAUGGUGUUUGACUCAGAAGACUUUCCCUGUCUAGAGAAUGGCUCUUCGUGCGAAGAUAUGCAAUUUAGCGAUGAAUUUACUUCCAUUGUCAGUGAAUGGCAUUUAGUUUGCGAUGAAGAAGUCAAAAGACGUUUUGCAAGUGCGGUAGUAAUGACUGGCUGCCUGCUUGGUGCUCUUUUGUUUGGGGGUAUGGCAGAUAAUCGAGGAAGAAAGACCACCAUAAUAAUACUCGUUUCCAUUUCCUCCAUGAGUUGUUUGGCCAGUGGAUUUGUUUACUCAUUUAACCAGUUUGUUAUUCUAAGAUUCAUUACAGCUGCCACGUUGAACGGUGCAAGUACUGCUGUCUUUGUUCUGAUAUCUGAAAUUGUGGGCCAGUCUGUCAAAGAUGUUGCACUCUCAGGAUAUCAAGGUGUUUAUGCCUUUGGUUAUGUUGUACUAAGUGUGUGCGCCUACUUUGUCAGGGAUUGGAGAUAUCUCACCAUUUUGACAUCUUUUCCUUUGCUACUUUGCUCCUUAUUUCUAUUAAGACAAGGCUUGUGUGAAUCACCUCUUUGGCUGUUAGUAAAUGGUCGACUUAAUGAGUGCAAAUUGUUAAUUAAAGAAAUUGCCAGAACAAAUGGUAAAAAUAUAUCUGAAUCAACUCUGGAAAAACUGUCACUUGAUGUACCAGUGGCAGAUGGCAAAAAUAGUUCACAGUCAUUAUCCCAUCCUGAUAAUAUAAAGAAGAUAUUCAUUUUGAGUGGCGUAUGGCUCCUUUUUUCAAUGUUGUAUUAUGGAUUGUCCUUUGUCUCAGGUAGUUUAAGCAAUAACAAGUAUUUGAGUUUCAGCCUCUCUGGUAUUAUUGAGAUCCCAGCCUUAUUAAGCACUAAGAUGAUACAAUUUGGUCGAAAGAAACCUUUGAUUUGGUUUGCAUUAUUUGGUUCUGCAGCAUGUUUUUUCUGUGCUCUUUUACAAGGGGCCAACCAACCUUAUGUUGGCAAUGUGCUUAUGAUCUGUUCUCUUUUUGGAAAGUUUGCUGUGGCAGCAUGCUACAACAUCAUUUACAUAUUUUCAGCCGAGCAUUUUGCAGCAUCUGUUCGAAGUUUUUCAAUGAGUGUUCUUUCAGUAGCGUCAAGUUUGGGUGGUAUUUUAGCUCCUUUAGUACUUGGAUUGGAGAUAUUCGACACCAAAAUUCCCUUAUUUUGCUUUGCUUUGGGGGCGAUGCUAGCUGCAGGAUUAGUUUUGCCAUUACCAGAAACCGUAAACAAGGCUACACUGUACAAAAAGGAUGAGUAGACAUUGUUCAGAAUUGAGUUGUACUAGUCUGAGUAAGUUAAUCAUUCAAAUAGUUUCUGUAACUUAAGUCCUAUCUUCAUGCUGUGUAUGCAUAUUCUAAUUAGACAUUUGUAGUUAAAGUUUAUUAUAUUAUAUUAUACAAAUGAUUUUAAA
Xenia sp. Carnegie-2017 is the source of this 1623-nucleotide messenger RNA. Its product is annotated as organic cation/carnitine transporter 4-like. Lineage: Eukaryota; Metazoa; Cnidaria; Anthozoa; Malacalcyonacea; Xeniidae. The transcript is spliced from 2 exons. Gene Ontology annotation, biological process: transmembrane transport. Gene Ontology annotation, molecular function: transmembrane transporter activity. The record is from RefSeq and is a predicted model, not a curated record. The coding region runs from base 1 to 1470 and encodes 489 amino acids. Gene Ontology annotation, cellular component: membrane.